UUUUUUUUCACUAUUUAUUUUUUAAAAACAGUUUCAAUUAUUGCAUUUUUUCAAUAUUUCUUACUCCAAACAUCCAUUUAAUAUGUCAACACUCGUAUACAUCUAUGAACUCUCAAUAAAGAUGAUACUGGACAGGAAGAUGAAUAUGUUGUUUUUAUCUUUUGUUCAUUUGAUGGUUUUACUGUUCAAUUCGUGUAUUAUGAUUUAAGUCAUUGUAAAUUUUCAGCUUUUACCUUUAGGAAACAUCAUUUUAGCCAAUAAGACACAUGUUUCACUUCUUUAUAAAAAUUAUUUAAGUUAUUAUUAGCUUCCUAAGCCCCGCAAUAAGUGUUAGUUUAUUUACCAGUAAUACAAACUAGAUGCGAAAUGACACAAAUUGAAUUAUUUAAUCCUUUUUUAAUUAUUGAUUAAUCCAAUUAAUUAGUAGGUUUGUCUGUCUGAUCGAUCAUUGAUUAAUAAUGAAAAGCCAGCCAGUUGCCAAUCACUACAAGUCACUGAAAAUCAUGUUGUCAUGUUUUUGUUAUUAAACUACCUUAUGAAACAGUUCUUUUAUUAGUGUAUCAUUCAAACUUGUCUCGAUGGGUACACCCCUCUGCUCCCAUCCAGUACUUUAUAUUGAGGCCAAAAAAAUGUAAGAGCCUUAUAGGUUGAUGACUCACUCAAGUAUAUAGUGGUAUGAAUUAAAGAGCUCCAAAAAUUGAAAAAAAAGCAACCAUUUCCUGAAAAGAUCCAUAUUCUAAAGAGCAAAAUAUAGGUUGAUGCAAAAAGAGAUUGAUGCAAUAUUAUGUUUAACUUACUUGACUUUAAUGAACAGAACAAAACAUAUGAUUAAUGUACAGUUAUAUUUUUUUUGUAAUUAAUGCGUAGCAGUAAAAUUCCCCAGUUAAAAAAGCCACAAUAUAUCACUAAUAUUUAAUCUGUACACAAAUCAUAUGCUUUUUUCGAUAUGAAAUUGUGAAACAUUAUUUAUUGUGUUAUUAAUUAUGUAAAAAAAUGAAUGUAUAUUUUUUUCAGAUGCUUCCAUCAAAAAGCUUCUGGAUAAUAUUAGUCUUAGGCCUGGGCUUAAGGCUCGGCCUACUGCUAUAUGGCGAAUGGCAGGACAGAAAUAUGGCCGUCAAGUUCACGGACAUUGACUACCAUGUUUUCACUGAUGCCGCGAGGUUCGUUUAUCAGAACAAGUCUCCAUACCAGAGAGCAACAUAUCGCUACACACCUCUCCUAGCCUGGCUACUACAGCCCAACAUCAGCGUGAAUCCAGCAUUCGGGAAACUGGCCUUUAUAAUACUAGACAUAUUCACUGGAUUCUUGAUAUAUGCCAUUACUUCAAGCAAUGGGGUGUCAGCAAAACUGUCAACAUUCUGUUCAGCUCUGUGGCUCCUGAACCCCUUACCUAUGACUGUUUCAAGCCGAGGAAAUGCUGAAUCUAUUAUGUCAGCUCUUGUGUUACUGACUUUGAAACUUUUGCAGGACAGUAAACCCUUCUACUCAGGAACAGUCUUCGCGCUGGCAGUUCAUUUCAAGAUAUACCCUGUGGUGUAUGCCUUGCCCAUAUACUUGUUCCUAGGGGAUCGCAGUAUAAGCCUGUCAAAUGUUGGAUGGAAAGAAAGGCUGAAAUAUUUGUUACCAAAUAUGAAUAGAUUGUGCUUCAUAUGUACAGCUGGGCUGGUUUUAGCAAGUUUAACUUGGAUGUACUUUAUAUGGUAUGGUUGGGAGUUUUUGGAGCACACAUACCUGUACCAUGUGACGCGUCAGGACAUACGACACAACUUCUCCCCAUAUUUCUACAUGCUGUACCAACAGACAGCCACCCAACAGUCCACACUGCUUGCUCUGCUCUGCUUCAUACCACAAGUUGCCUUAAUGCUGGUAUUCUCCUUCAAGUACUACAAAGAGCCAGCCCUAGCAUUCUUCCUCAACACCUAUGCCUUUGUCACUUUCAACAAAGUCUGCACCUCGCAGUAUUUCCUGUGGUACCUGUGUCUUCUCCCCCUGGUACUACCCCUGAUGGCUAGAAUAUCUAAACUGAAGGCAGCGGUCACACUGGGGCUCUGGUUUGCCGGACAGGGUUUGUGGCUGUUGCCAGCCUACUACUUGGAGUUUGAAGGCUUGAACACCUUUCUGUACAUAUGGGCAGCAGGACUUGUGUUUCUAUUUAUAAACUGUUACAUCAUGUAUGUUAUCAUGGACCAUUAUCGACCAAUCAAAACACAGAGUGACUCAUCUGAGGCCAAAGAUGGCUACAAGUACACUCAGAUUGUGACUCAGACUAGGACCACUACUAAAUCUUCAGCAAAGUCUAAAAGGCAACUAAAUUCGACAAAAAAGGAGGACAGCAGUGAAUCUCAUUCAGAAAAAAUGCAAAGUGAUGGAUCGAAGACCAUGAACACAACACAAACUAAAGCUGUUUCUCCAAGGAAGAGAACUCCUAAAAAGGUUGAAUCUCCAACCUUAAGAUACAGUACACGGACUAGGUCCAGUGUUCAAUAGAUUGUUUAAGUUUAAUGGCUUUUUGGUGCAAUGAAUUUAUUUAUUUUUACUUGGUGCUUAUUGACAUCAGUAUUGCCCUUUUGAAUGGGACUUUUAUCAUGCUUGAUUUUGUAAAAACCAACUUUUCUAUUGAUUAAAUGUUGUGAAAUAAAAUAUGAAAAUUU
Molecule: messenger RNA, 2651 nt
Organism: Mya arenaria
Lineage: Eukaryota; Metazoa; Mollusca; Bivalvia; Myida; Myidae
Product: GPI mannosyltransferase 1-like
Exons: 6
Coding region: 994-2487 (497 amino acids)
Biological process (GO): GPI anchor biosynthetic process
Cellular component (GO): membrane; glycosylphosphatidylinositol-mannosyltransferase I complex
Molecular function (GO): alpha-1,4-mannosyltransferase activity; GPI mannosyltransferase activity
Source: RefSeq, a predicted model, not a curated record